AUGUCGACUGUUCAACCCGCGCGAACAAUGAAUCGUGGUCACUUUCCGCUCACUGGAGAAUCAAAUCGCAUCUCGAAGAGCCAGAUCACGCACAUUGUCAAUGGUUCCCCCAAUCAGCCAGUGUUUGCGCUUCACCCUGUUCUUAGCGGCUCGGGUAGCAGAGGAUUGAAAUCCCAUUCCUGUCAACUUGUUAAAUCUGACUGCAAGGUCAAUUCUACGACUCGUCGCCAGUUGAGAGGUCCUGGCUUCUUGCACCGUCCGUCUCCUGCAUCAUUCCCGUCAUCCUCGUCGUUUGCAAUCCGUAAUCGUAACAGUCGUCGCCAGACUAUCGUUUGCCAGACAGCAGAUGGCAGCAGCCACCGCGAGUGGUCGUUGGGUGACCAGCAAGGGCCGGGACGAGGCGGGACAGGCGGCGGGGUGUGGGAAAUCGAGUCUUAUGAAGAGGCGCAAAUGGGGUCGGAGACAGGGAUAGAGGAGGACAACGGAGCUCUCGCGGGAUCGCGCAACCGGCGGGAGAAAUACAAGGAUUCUGUUCGUGAGGUAGAGGAGAGUGAUGGUGCUCGUCAAACGAGCCACGUUUAUGCAGAUGCGCGCUCGAAAGAGGACGAAUCCGCGUCAGGAGUAGGGAACGGGAGCGCUGUGAGCGAGAGAACGCUCUCGGCCGACCAUGACGCCAGCAAAGGGAAUGGCGGGGUUCGAGCAAGAGUCAGCAGUGGCUCUGAGUUAAGGGAGCAGGAGGAAUCGCGGAAAGCCGUGCUACUGGAUGGACAAGCAGGAUUCCCAGAGGCGUUCGGACACGCAAUGUGCCGAAUUCCAGUGGCGGUUUGGAGGGCGAUUGCUGUGCUGCGCUCCGUGCUGCCACGUGGGAGCUGGUGGGACCUGCAGAAGCUGGCUGGAGGGAAGGCAGCACGCGGGAAAGGGACCAGUGGUAGCAGCAGUGGGGAUAGCAGUGGGAGUGAGAGCGGGAAGGGGGGUGGGGAUUCGCCAGGCGAGCUGUGGGACGCCAUUCGCAAGCUCUGGCGGUUCUGCGCGCCCAACAGGACCAUGCUCGUCUGCGCCUCGCUCUGCCUCGCCCUCGCCGCUCUGUCGGAGGUGACCAUCCCGCACUUCCUGGCGGCCACCAUAUUUGCCGCGUCCAACGGGCUCAAGCCCCAGUUUGACAGGAAUGUGCAGCUCCUCAUCACCAUGACGCUCGCCUGCGGGCUCUUCAGUGGUCUGAGGGCUGCUUCUUUCACCAUCCUCAAUCUCCAAAUGGUGCGGCGAAUGAGGCUGGCGCUAUACGAGACGCUGAUCCGGCAGGACAUUGCCUUCUUUGACGGCCAGUCGGUGGGCGACCUCACGUCCCGCCUCGGCUCCGACUGCCAGGCUGCGGGUCACACCGUGGCCAUUGACCUCAACAUCAUGCUGCGCAACGCCCUGCAGGGCGUGGGGGCGUUUGUGUUUCUCGUUCGCCUGAGCUGGCAGAUGGCUCUCGUGACUGCUGCCCUCUGUGCCCUCAUGUGGUACCUUCUCAUGGUCUACGGCAGCUUCUCCCGGCGGAGUUCCAUGGUGGUGCAGGACACUGUUGCCGCCGCCAAUGAGGUGGCAGAGGAAACGUUGUCUCUCGCCCGAGUGGUUCGGACCUUUGGCACUGAGAGCAAGGAGGUGAAGAGGUACGAGGUGCCUCUGCAGCGCAUAGUGAAUGUGGGUCUGAGGCGGUCCGUGGCGUAUGGCGUGUGGACGUGCACCGGCAACACCAUCUAUAACGCCACUCAGGUGCUUGCUCUGAUCAUGGGAGGAGGAGCAGUGAUGGGGGGGCGCAUAACAGCAGAGCAGCUGACGCAGUUCAUUUUGUACGCGGAGUGGGUGGUGCACGCUACCUGGUGGGUGGGCGACCACUGGGCGUCCCUCAUGGACUCUGUUGGCGCCUGUCAUCGUGUCUUCCAGCUACUCGACCUGCCGCCCUCUGAGCAGCUCAUUCAGAACCAUGGCCGAGUGCUGCCAUCGCUGAGGGGCAAGCUGGAGUUCCGCAAUCUCUCCUUCCGCUACCCCACCCGCCCUGAGGCACCGGUGUUGGAUCACAUCAACCUCACCAUUCAACCCGGCGAGCUGGUGGCACUGGUGGGGCUGAGUGGCAGCGGCAAGAGCACCCUCGUCGGGCUGCUGCAGCGACUCUACGAGCCCUCAGAGGGGCAGGUGCUUAUAGACGACGUGCCUCUACCAGAGAUUGACAUCGCAUGGCUGAGAAGCCACAUUGGCGUCGUCAGCCAGGAACCCCGUCUCUUCAGCACUGACGUUGCUUCCAACAUCGCUUACGGAAGCAGCGAGGAAAUUUCUCAAGAGAAAAUCACCAGAGCAGCAACGCAGGCCAACGUCCAUCAAUUUGUUUCCGGGCUGCCCGAGGGCUACGACACAGUGGUGGACAACGCCCGGCUGAGUGGCGGGCAGAAGCAAAGGAUUGCAAUUGCCCGGGCUCUAGUGCGCGACCCCACUCUGCUGAUUCUGGAUGAAGCCACGAGUGCUCUGGACGCUGAGAGCGAGCACUACGUGCAGAUGGCACUGGACCAAGCCAUGCAUGAGGACUCGGCAAUGGGACGGAGAAAACGAACUAUAAUUGUGAUCGCUCAUCGGUUAUCCACAAUUCGUUCCGCGGAUAGAAUAGUGGUCAUGUCUGCAGGCAAAAUUGUUGAGGUUGGCACACACCAGCAGCUGAUGGAAAGGAAAGGAGAGUACAUGAGAUUGCAUUUGCGCCAAAUAGAAGCCCUUGCUUGA
This is a messenger RNA of Closterium sp. Yama58-4, 2751 nucleotides long. NCBI's taxonomy places the organism in Eukaryota, Viridiplantae, Streptophyta, Zygnematophyceae, Desmidiales, Closteriaceae. The record is from the annotation of a GenBank genome assembly.